GAGGACGGCGAUCCCACACAGUACUCAUGGAAUCGCUCCUGCAGCUCCCCUUCCAGGAGGACCGGCAGCUCACCGAAAUGAUGCGGCUGCGCGUACAGUCGCUGGAGCAGCGCGGCCAGAAGCGGCAGGAAGGCGAGCGGCUGCUCCGGCCCGGCGAGCUCGUGUACCGCCUGGACUUCCCGCAGCAGAACCUGCGCUUUGCGCGCUGGGCCGUGCGGCUGAGCGCGCCGGGACGCCUCACCGUGGUGGCCACGUCGCAGCACUGGACGCCUGACCUGACCCCGCUGAUGACCCGGCAGCUCCUGGAGCCCGCCGGUCUCUUCUGGAGGAGCCCUGGCGACGGGGACGGCGAUGUGCCCAAGUGCUAUGAAGCCGACACCCAGGAGUUCGGCGAGAGGAUAGCAGAGCUCGCCAAGAUCCGCAAGGUCAUGUUCUUCCUGCUCGAGUUCGAGGACGGCGCCGAGCCGGCCACCGUUGACUGCGCCAUCGUGUUCAGGGCUCUGCAGUGAAGGGCGACUCCAGCCCCCGCGGCGGUGCCCUGGUGCCCUGCUGCCUUGCUCCUCCUUCCCGGACCCUUCAUCUGAACACAUUGCAACCGUGAGCCGAGUUCCCGUCCCCCAGCUUGUAGGACGUUGGUCAUUGUUAGCGAGCGUGCAGCAGGCGGCCACUCGGUCUGACGGUAUUUUGUGCAUUUGCUCCGAAUUUAAAGAAAACAUGGAAAUGCCUGUCGUACCAAUUAGUACUUUAGUCUCUCCGAACAUUAUUUCGCUGCUUGUUGCCUAUUGUAUUUCUGAAAUAGUUUGAAAUCAUCGUGUUCAGCAAUAGUGUCAUAGCUGUGGAUACGGUGAAAACACUGAAACGCAGUAUAAUGUUCAUGUACGCUGCUCAAACAAUAAAGGGUUAAUCAUUCAUGGGACAAAAAUUAAAUCCUUUAAGUUAUUUGCUGUUGGUCCAGG
Scleropages formosus (Asian bonytongue) is the source of this 956-nucleotide messenger RNA. It is a transcript of the gene ompa, whose product is annotated as olfactory marker protein a. Lineage: Eukaryota; Metazoa; Chordata; Actinopteri; Osteoglossiformes; Osteoglossidae. Bases 27 to 509 code for a protein of 160 amino acids. The transcript has a single exon. Gene Ontology annotation, biological process: sensory perception of smell; signal transduction. The record is from RefSeq and is a predicted model, not a curated record.